CUUGAUUUUUAUAAUCAUUUCCGUGAGCAUCUUUGAAUUCAUUGCACUCAUCGAUCAUUCAGAGCGUGCUGUCAAAGAGAGAACUAAAGCGUGCUCGGAGGGGCUGAUAAAGAAUUUAAUUAGGUGUGAAUGUCAAGAACUAAUUCAAGCGUGAAGAAAUACAGAAAAAAAAAAAAAAAGAGAGAGAGAUCAAGAAUGGAGAUUCUCAUUGCGAUUGCUGGAAAAGUCGUUGACUGCAUGGUUGAACCAGUCAAACAGUGGCUAUGUUACUCGAUUCACUACAACAGCAACAUUGAGAGUAUGAAGAAGCAGGUAGAGAAGUUGCGGGAUGCUAGAGAUCGCGUGCAACAUUCCGUUGAUGCUGCUAUAAGAAACGGUGAAGAAAUUGAAGGUGAUGUUAAAAAUUGGUUGAAAGAGGCGGAUGGGAUUAUAGAGUUGGUCAGGAAGGAUUCUGAAGGUGAAGAAGAAGAAAAAAGGAAGUGCUGUAAUGGGACAUUCCUGAACUUGAAGCUGCGACAUCAGCUAAGCCAGAAAGCAAAGAAGAUUGUGCAAGAUAUCGAUAAAGCCCUGGAAAUAGGUAAAUUUGACAAAGUUUCCUACCAUCCUCCUCAACAUGGGAUAGUGACUACCAGAUGUAGGGAUUACGUGGACUCUGAAUCAAGAAUGUCGACUGUGAAGAGACUUAUGGAGGCACUGAGAGAUGAUAAUAUCCACCUGAUCGGGGUGUGGGGGAUGGCUGGUGUGGGAAAGACUACGCUAGUGAGAGAAGUUGCCAACCAAGCAAAGCAAGAAAAUUUAUUCGUUGAGGUGCCUAUAGUAAAUGUGACCGAGACCCCAGACCAUAAACAAAUUCAAAUAGACAUCGCGUGCGUGCUAGGUCUACAGCUUGAUGUGGAAAGUAGUGUAACCGGAAGAGCAAUUCGUCUACGGGAGAGGUUAACAAAAACAAAAGACAAGAAGAUGAUACUUGUUAUCCUUGAUGACAUAUGUGAGUAUCUCGAUUUAGAGAAAAUUGGAAUUCCUUCUGAGGGAUGCAAAGUAUUACUCACAUCCAGAAAUCGAGAUGUAUUAGUUCAAGCAAUGAGCACCGAAAAGGAUUUUGGACUUGAAGUUUUAGGUGAAGAAGAAGCCUGGAGUUUAUUUGAGAAGAUGGCGGGUGAUUGUGUGAAUAAAGACAAUAUGCGAAGCACAGCAACUGAGGUAGCUAAAGCUUGUGCAGGUCUGCCUCUUGCACUUGUAACAGUUUCUAAGGCAUUAAAAAAUAAGAGUUUAAAUGAAUGGAAGGAUGCACUGCAGCUACUAAGAAGACCCGCUACUAGAAACCUACCAAGAAUGCAGUCACCUAUAUAUUCUUCUAUAGAGCUAAGUUAUAGUCAUCUUGAAAGUGAAGAGGUUAAAUAUUUCUUUUUGCGUUGUGCUCAAAUGCAUUUCUCCAUCUACCAUCAGGACUUACUGAAAUAUUGUUAUGGUUUGGGUUCAUUUCAUGGCAUUAAUACAUUGGAAGAAGCAAGACACAGAUUAGAUAGACUAGUUGGUAAUCUGAAAGACUCUUGUCUGUUGCUAGAUUGUCCUGAUCAUGGCUCUAAGGAGUUUCAUACGCAUAUGCAUAGUGUUGUUCGUCGUGUUGCUAGAUUAAUUGCGUCAAAGGAUCAUAAUAUGAUUACUGUGAGAGAAGAUGAUGGCCUAAAAGAAAGGCUAGAUGUGGAUUCACUCAAAAGUUGCAAGGAGUUCUCUAUUAGUGGUGGAGAUUUCCAUGAACUUCCUAAUGGAGUGGAAUAUUGUCCAGAAUUAAGAUUCUUGCAUGUGUAUGGUGGAGAUCGUCCUUUGCAAAUCUCAGAUACUUUUUUUGAAGGGAUGGGAAAGCUCCAAGUUUUGGAUUUCACAGAAAUGCAACUUCCAGCACUGCCUUCAUCACUUGGUCUCCUUAGAAACCUGCAAACAUUGUGCCUGGAUCAAUGUGUGUUGGGAGACAUAGCUAUAAUUGGAGAGCUCAAGAACUUAGUAAUUCUUAGCCUUAUGAAUUCCAACAUUUCGCAAUUGCCAAGAGAAAUAGGGUUGUUGACUCAUUUGCGGUUGUUGGAUUUAAGCAAUUGUUCCAAGCUUGAAGUGAUUCCACCUAAUGUCCUAUCAAGGUUGGAAGCACUAGAAGAGUUGUAUAUGGGAAACAAUUUUGUUCAGUGGGAGGCUGAAAAACUCAAUAAUGCUAGCCUUGUUGAGCUAAAGCAUUUGUCCCAUUUGACCACUUUAGAGAUAGAUAUUCGAGAUGCCAGUAAUUUGCCAAAAGAUUUUUUGUUCAAAAAGUUAGAAAGAUACGUAAUAUUUGUAGGAGAUGUUUGGGACAGGUCUUACAAGCGUGAAGUCUCAAAAACACUAAAACUCAAGCUGAAUGAAAGCUUUCAAUCAGAGGUUGGGAUUAAAAUGCUGUUGAAGAGAACAGAAAGUCUUUAUUUAGAUGAGUUAAAGGGUGUUAAGAGUGCUUGGAAGAAAUAUGCCAUGGCCAACUUCCCAGCUACUUGA
This is a messenger RNA of Alnus glutinosa, 2517 nucleotides long. Its product is annotated as disease resistance protein At4g27190-like. NCBI's taxonomy places the organism in Eukaryota, Viridiplantae, Streptophyta, Magnoliopsida, Fagales, Betulaceae. The record is from RefSeq and is a predicted model, not a curated record. The transcript has 4 exons. Gene Ontology annotation, molecular function: ADP binding; protein binding. Bases 130 to 2517 code for a protein of 795 amino acids.